UUCGGUAAACUUCGGCAAGCGUGCACUUCCGGUUUUGACCACACGGUCUGAUAAUGGCGGUUGCAACCCAGGAGGGCGCUGAUUCACUCCGUCGUGGAAACUCAACAGAAGAAAGAAGAAAAUUGUCUGUCUCUGUUAGGUGACUUCUGUUGAUGUUGAUUUAUUUUUAUUAAAAUGUACAGAGACAGCUGUUUUGGGUGGUGAGGAGUCCUAGCUUGUUUUGGUUCAUGAGCGAGAGCGCCACUGCUACCCCCUUUUCAAAGUUGCUCCUGAUGUUGAAAAGCCUGAGUAAAUGUCAGAGCAAGCUGCUGCUCUUCCCAGACCACGCCGUGGGAGACAGACCAACCUCAUCGCCGUGGCAACCCUCUGUUCUGGCUCAAAGAAAGAGGCAAGGGCGGAGAAGAAAGGAACUUUUAUGCCUCUGAACCCCCGCUAGUUUCCUCAUCCCCCUCAUCCUUGUGCAUUGUAGCCCAGCCCUGAACCAUGUGGCCAAGCUCCCAGGCUCUACUGUGACCAGAGAGGAGGAAGAGAGGAGUGCUGCAAUUACUAAGGAGGCAGUGAAGAAUGCCUGUUGAGGAGAGAGAGGAGGCAGAGAAGCACUCUAAGUCAGACACUGCAAGUAAACAACCUGCAGUAGCUACAGCAAAUAGAGCCAUCUGUAGAUCAGGAAGACAAAAAGACGCUCCCGAGCCUUGGCGUCACUCAACAGGCAGGCAGAUGCGCUCGAGUUGGUGGAGGUUGAAAGAAGGUUUUGCCUCUCUGUCUCUCAACUUUUCCUGAGGAGAGAAGGAUUUGUAGAAGGUCAGGUGUCAGCGGUGAAAUGGACUUCUUGUCAGCAUGGAUUGUGUCACCUUCAGCUCUACCCUUUCUCUGUCUCAUCUGGGGCACGCUGGCCCAGCAGGCCUUCAGGACCGAGCCCAAGAACUUCACUGUGCGGAUGGGAGCCACAGCUGUGUUGAAGUGUGAGGUGCUGCGGGCCUCAGGGACUGUGCAGUGGGGGAAAGAUGGUCUCCUCCUGGGACCUCAGAGAAGCCUGCCAGGCUUUCCACGCUACAGCAUGAUUGGAAACCCCAAGAGAGGGCAGUAUCAUCUUCGGAUUGAAAAGGCCCAACUGGAAGAUGACGCCUCCUAUGAAUGUCAAGCGGCCCAGUCUGAGAGCAGUACAGCAAUCAUUUCCAGCACAGCCUGGCUCACUGUGGAAAUUCCUCCUUCCAAGCCGUAUUUGGUGAUGGACAUAAUGACACCUUGGGUGGCAGGAAAGAAGUACAACAUCACCUGUAUUGCCCCUGAUGCAAAGCCUGUGGCUGAAAUCGCACUUUUUAAAGAUGGAGUCGAGCUGACAGGUGCAAAGUUUUCCACCACGUCUGGCUCAAAGGAUAAGCUCCUGAACCGGCAUGCUCAAGUAACGUUCACCGCUCAUAGCUCUGACAAUGGGAGGCCACUGACAUGUCACGCCAGCAACAGCGCCCUUUUCCGGCCUGUGGAGACCGCAAUGACCAUGAGCGUGUACUUUCCACCUCCACCUCCAGUUAUUUUAGGUCUGGAAAGAAAGGAAGUCAAAGCGGGGAGAAUACUUGUGGUUGAGUGUGUGUCUCAUGGUGGAAACCCCCUAGCCACUCUCCAGUGGACCAAGGACGGAGAUGUUUUGUCCAAGACUUGGGAGGAGGACGUUGCGGUGCAUAAGUCCACCAGUGUCCUCCGCCUUAAGAUCACCCCCGCGGACAACCAAGCUUUGCUCUCCUGUGAGAGCACCCAUCUGGCGUCCCUAUCACCUGUGUCUGUCAGCGAACGAAUCACUGUGCUCUUUGAGCCUGCAGAGGUGACGUUGUCGGGUUCGCUCACAGCCAUUGAGGGGGAGGACUUGAAUCUGUCCUGCCACGCCACCUCCAGUAACCCUCCUGUCCAGAUUCGCUGGUGGCUGGGCCACAAGGAGCUCAACACGUCUGUUGUUACUAUGGAAGAGGGAGACAAUGGUGGGAAGACAACCAUGUCCAACAUGACCUACAGGGUCUCUCGGGAGGAGGAUGGGCUGGAACUCACCUGUGAGGCUUUCAACAACGGCACACAUUUCUCCAAGACUCAGAACGCCAAACUCAGUGUCCAUUACCCCCCUCAAAAGAUAUGGCUCAGUGCUCCUCCUCAAGAUGUCCCCCUUCGUUCAGGGAACAUAGCCCGUCUCAUGUGCUUGUCCAGUGGAGGGAAUCCCACUGGCACUCUGACCUGGUUCAAGAAUGGAAAGGCUGUGCCUAAUGCGCUUAAGCAGACCUCCUCUGAUCGUGGUGUGGCUCGAGAACUGGUCCUCGUCCUGACGGCUAGUGACAACAUGGCAGCCUACCGCUGUGAUGCCACAAAUGAGGCAGGGAAGACCAUCUCUGCCCACACUAAGCUCACGGUGCAUUUUCCAGCGGUAAGUAUGAAGAUCACAACCAAACAGGAGGAGCUCCGCCGGGGCCACAUGCUAACUCUGGAGUGCCAGUCUGGAAGCAGUAACCCCAAGGCCAACAUCUUCUGGAGCCUGGGGACACUCAGGUUCCAGGGAGUGGAGCAGCCACCAGUGAACUCUGUAUUUAGUGGUGUGUCGGUGCGCAGUUUUCUGUCCCUGAAUCUGAGUUCACAGCAUCACAACAUGAUGGUCAUUUGCCAGGCCUACAGUCCUGUGCUGGCAGAGGGGGCCAGCACUUUCUUUAAACUCAAUGUGCUUUACCCACCUGAGUUCAGCCCAGAGCAGCCAACGCAGGUCCAGGUGUUGGAGAAUGACAUGGUUACCAUCCCACUGCAGGUCACAGCGAACCCAGAGGAGGUCUCCUGCAUUUGGCUGCACCACAGAGGGAAAGUGGUCAAAGAGGGGGAUCUGCACAACAACUGGCUGGAAGACUCAUUGCAGAUUGAGAAUGUGACAAGGAAAAAUGCCGGCGUCUACACAGUCAAGUGCACAAAUGACGAGGGUGUCAACCAAACCUCCAUCAUGCUGGACGUUCAGUAUGCUCCUGGUGUCAAGGCAGAGAAAGACCCUGUGUUUGUGAACCUGGGGGAAACAGCAGAUCUGAUAUGUGUGGCAGAUGCCAACCCCAUAAUAUCUGACAUGUUCUCUUGGAAAUUUCUGGGAGAAUCGGGAGAAUCAGAGAUGGACUUGGGAGAAGAGAUUCAGCAAGACGAAUCUAGCCUUCUGACCAUUUAUGACGUGACUCGGGCUCAUGCUGGUCUUUACCAGUGCACAGCCGAUAAUGGCAUAGCACCCCCUGCCACUGUAGAUGUGGAACUGGUAGUGCAAUUCAAACCGGAGCUUCUUAAAGGAGCUCAGUGGAGGAAGGUAGCAAGUAGAGGGGAUGGCACCACUAUGGCUGAGCUAGUGUGUAGGGCAGAAGGUAUUCCUCGUGUGGACUUCUCUUGGGAAAAAAAUAGUGUACGCAUGGACUUUGAAAACCCCAGGUAUGAGGAGCGGACCGUGAGGGAUGGCUCCUUCUACACCAGCACAAUUCGAGUAGUAAAUGUAAGCGCACUUCUGGACUAUGCUGUCUUCAGCUGCACUGCUCGCAACUCACUUGGAGAAGACAAGCUCGACAUCCAGCUCGUCAGCACAAGUCACCCAGAUCCUCCUUCAUCAUUUCGCAAAGUUGCUGUUACCCACAACUCGGUCACUCUGGAGUGGAUCCCUGGCUUCAAUGGAGGUUUGCAGCAAAGAUUUCGUAUAAGAUACCGUUGGAAUCAGUCAGACAGUUUCCUGUACGUGGAUGUCUUUCCUCCUAGAGAAACAACCUUCACUGUCACUGGCCUGCAGCCUGCCACCACCUACAACUUCUCUGUCAAUGCCCUCAAUCGAAUGGGAGAGAGUGGCUAUGCUGACAACAAUGCAGUACUGACCAUCACCACCAAGGAGAGGCCAGAACUAGAAGAAGUCCCGACAGAUGAUGACUCAGUCUCACAGAGACUGCCAGCCUAUUUGACAGUAGUGUUCACAGUGGUGUUUGGAGUCGUUCUAGUGUUUAAUACACUGGGCUGCUUCUUUGGAGUGAGGUGGAAAAGGAGGCGAGGCCAGACAGGGGGUAGAGGAGGCAGCAUGUUGGACGGAAAGAAGAAUGAAAAGGAGGGGUCCAGUCAAUCAACUGUAAGCAACUCCAAUAAGUAUGAAAGCAGAGAAAAGAUCAACGCCGCUGCCCAGCGCACCCUCCUUAUCGACUCUGGAUCCGAAGCAGACAGCAACGUCUAUGAGAGCUAUGCGGCGGAAAGUUCCCAUUAUUAUUACCCCACCGGUGACUACAUGCCUCCUCUCAGUGCACACCCUGAAGAAAUAUGCAGCUUUGAUGUUGCCCACCUUCCUGCGGACCAUCACAGCCAUCUGUAUGAAGCAGUAAGAGACAGCGGUCCUUUCCAUGUCACAACGGCUUCCCCUCUUUCUUCCCCUCCGCCCUUGUUUGACCUCCGAUUGCCUCAUCAAAGCGACAAGUGGAGACCACCAACCCACCAUCAGGGUACUGAGAGAGCGAGGGAGUUUAUGGAUGUUCGACAGCCACUGAGAGAUUCUGAUCUUCCCUUCGAACUACGAGGAGAAUUAGUCUAGAAUGAAAAGCCUUGAAAAGCUGAUGACCUGUCACCACACUACUGUUACCACAGCAAAGAAUUCAAGAAAUGAAUGCCUGCACCACCAUUUUAUUCAUUUUGAUGAUGAACUGUCACCUCAAUGACAUUGACUGUUGUUCAGCAUCAUGCUUUUUGUAAAGGUGGGGUCAUGGUCAGACUCAGGCCACAUGCAACAAUGAAUGUGGCCAAAGCAGA
Molecule: messenger RNA, 4773 nt
Organism: Scatophagus argus
Lineage: Eukaryota; Metazoa; Chordata; Actinopteri; Scatophagidae
Gene: nphs1
Product: NPHS1 adhesion molecule, nephrin
Exons: 35
Coding region: 821-4558 (1245 amino acids)
Biological process (GO): cell-cell adhesion
Cellular component (GO): cell-cell junction
Molecular function (GO): cell adhesion molecule binding
Source: RefSeq, a predicted model, not a curated record